This is a messenger RNA of Xyrauchen texanus (razorback sucker), 1907 nucleotides long. It is a transcript of the gene pgam2, whose product is annotated as phosphoglycerate mutase 2 (muscle). Gene Ontology annotation, molecular function: intramolecular phosphotransferase activity. The transcript is spliced from 3 exons. Gene Ontology annotation, biological process: glycolytic process. Bases 115 to 882 code for a protein of 255 amino acids. The record is from RefSeq and is a predicted model, not a curated record. Lineage: Eukaryota; Metazoa; Chordata; Actinopteri; Cypriniformes; Catostomidae.
GGCAUGUAGGUCUCACUGUCUGUCACAGAGUGUGUGAGCACAAGAGAAAGAAGGGGGCUGUGUUUGGUGGGUUUAGUGUCAAAUAUAUAGUUUUAAAUCCCAAAUUCUGUCAAAAUGACUGCUGUUCAUCGUCUCGUGAUUGUACGCCAUGGUGAAAGCUCCUGGAACCAGGAGAACCGUUUUUGUGGCUGGUUCGAUGCCGAUCUCAGUGAGAAGGGUAUGGAGGAAGCCAAGAGGGGUGCUCAGGCCAUCAAAGAUGCCGGCAUGAAGUUUGAUGUUUGCUACACCUCCGUUUUAAAGCGUGCUAUCAAGACUCUGUGGACCAUCAUGGAGGGCACAGACCAGAUGUGGUUGCCCGUAAUACGUACCUGGCGACUGAAUGAACGCCAUUAUGGUGGUCUAACUGGUUUGAACAAGGCAGAGACAGCAGAAAAGCAUGGAGAGGAGCAGGUAAAGGUCUGGCGCAGAUCAUUUGAUAUUCCCCCUCCUACUAUGGAUAAGGACCAUCCAUACCACAAGAUCAUCAGUGAGUCAAGGCGCUACAAGGGUCUGAAAGAGGGUGAGCUUCCCAUCUGUGAGAGCUUGAAGGACACUAUUGCUCGUGCCCUACCUUUCUGGAAUGAAGUUAUUGCACCUGAGAUCAAGGCAGGCAAAAAUGUCAUAAUUGCAGCCCACGGCAACAGUCUCCGUGGUAUCGUCAAGCACUUAGAGGGCAUGUCAGAUGCAGCCAUCAUGGAGCUGAACCUGCCCACUGGCAUUCCCAUUGUCUACGAACUGGACAAGGACCUGAAGCCUGUAAAACCCAUGCAGUUCUUGGGAGAUGAGGAAACAGUUCGUAAAGCUAUGGAGGCUGUGGCCGCCCAGGGAAAGGUCAAAAAGUGAAGAGUUGACACUGAACCAGAGACUGAAGCACAUCUAAUAUGCUUUUCUUUAAAAGGAUAGUUAAUUCUCUCAUCAUUUACUCAUCAUCAUACCAUCUCAGAUGUGUAUGACAUUCUUUCUUCUGCUGAACUCAAACAAAAUUUUUUUGGAAGAAUAUUUUAGAUCUGCAGGUCCAUACAGUGCAAGUAAAUGCACUGUAAAAAAAAGUCCAAAAAUAUAUAAAGGCAGAAUUAAAGUAAUCCAUAAGACUCAAGUGGCUAAAUCCAUAUCUACUGAAGCAAUAUGACAGCUGUGGGUGAAAACAAGAUCAAAAUAUAAGUCAUUUUGUACUAUCAAUCUCCACUUUCACUUUCACAUUCUUUUUUUUUUGUUGUUGAUUCGCAUUCUUCGCGCAUGUAGCCACCUACAGGCCAGGGAGGGGAAUUUAUGGUAAAAAAAAUUAUUGAUCUGUUUCUCACCCAACCCAAUCAUAUUCCUAUUAAAGACAUGGAUUUAACCACUGGAGUCAUUUUAAUUACUUUUUAUGCUGCCUGUAUGUGCAUUCCUUAAAUGUUUUAAAGGGACAGCUCACCAAAUAUUUAAUCACCCUAAUAUUGUUCCAAACCCAUAUGCCUUUUUUUCUUAGUGGAAAACAACAAGAAAUGUUAGGCAGAAAGACAUCCCCUCUGCAUAACCUAUUUAGUCUCUUUCUAUUCCAAACAAGACAGAAAGUCAUACGAAUUUGGAACAAUACAAGUUUGAGUAAAUGACAGAAUUUUUAUUUUUGGGUGAACUAUCCCUUUAUCUUCAUCCCACACACAAACUGCUAUGGCAAAGGGGUGCACCAUUGGAUGCAGGCCCAACAACACUCUUGUUUAAAGACCACAGAAUGAAUGAAUGUACACAUGGCACGGACAUGACUGCAACUUCUCCCCCAAACGUUCUCACAUUACAUCACAAAGCACAGCCCACUCUUGAUCUGUACACCCUCAUAUUGGACUGUCCCACUCAGACAAAGCAAAUAAAAAUGACCACCAUUUUGUGUA